Molecule: messenger RNA, 4109 nt
Organism: Vicia villosa (hairy vetch)
Lineage: Eukaryota; Viridiplantae; Streptophyta; Magnoliopsida; Fabales; Fabaceae
Exons: 2
Coding region: 910-4092 (1060 amino acids)
Biological process (GO): proteolysis
Molecular function (GO): aspartic-type endopeptidase activity
Source: RefSeq, a predicted model, not a curated record
UUGGAAGUUUUGUUUGUGGUGUUGCACUCACCUCAUCAAUCAGAGGGACCAUCAAGCACCAAUGAUUGUUUACCUUGUAUGCAUAUUAUACUAACCCAAAUACCAAAAAUAUUGCUUUGUUUCUUUGUAGGCUUUUGUUUUGUAGGUACCAAGCCAAGACAUGCAUUAAGCAAGGCAUUUUUCACAUUUUUGACUGAUGAAAUCGAUUUCCCUACUGGGUAAAUCGAUUUCCCUGCAGCAAUCUUCAUCAAAAUCACAUUCUGGACAGCAUGAAAUCGAUUUCCCUCCUGGGUAAAUCGAUUUCCCUAGUGUAUUUUGCGCCAAUUUCUCUUCUGGAACAGAGUGAAAUCGAUUUCACCCCUGGGGAAAUCGAUUUCCUUCAGGCAAAAUUCAAAAAAAUAUAAGGAGGGAAGCUUGACAUCAUUUUGGCACCUUUUUCUUUGAUCAUUUUACCAAUUUUCCACCUCAUCAAAAUUAACCCCUUCAUUAAACCCACUUAAACCUCAUUUUACCAUUUCUUACCAUUUAAACACCACUUUAAUCAUCAAUUAAACACAAGCUAAUUACCAAAUGCCAAAAGACCAAAUUGCCACUACUCUUGCUCCAAUUCUAUAAAUAGAGGCCUUGCCUCUCUCAUUUCUCAAGCUUUGAGAGCCAACAAAUCCCUUGCAAUUUCUCUCCUCAUCCCUACCAAAUUCACCAAAGCUCUUUUUCUUUCAUAAAGUUUGUGAGUCACAUCUUGAACCUCACAAACUUUGAGCUAAAGCCACCAUCCAUUUCACUCUUUUUUCUUCAAUUAUUGAGAGAUCAAGAUUUGUGUUGGUGAUUCUUGAAGUAGAUCCAAGUUUGUGCAAGAUUUGAAUCAAGCUGUCUCACCGGUAUAAUACUCGAGCUAACUGCAAGAAGAAGAUGGAAGGUCUUGAACAAGAGAAUCGUGAGCUACGUGAAGAGGUUGUUACUUUGAGAUCUGGUGUGGAUCGUCUCACUGCUCUGGUUGAGACAUUGAUGGCUGCUCAGAAUCAGAAUCAGAAUCAAGUUCCUCCUCCCAAUGACCAAGCUCAGGGUCAGACCACUGUGAUUUCUGAAAUUGCUGCUACAACCAUUCCUGCUAUUCCUGUUAGUGCUACUCAGCAACGAAUGCCUAAUGGAUACCCCUGGGGCAUGCCUGAAGGUUAUCUGUCUGUUCCUGAGAUGACUCGUCCGUUGACUCCUGUUAUGGUCAACACAUCUCCUAUUGUUCAUACUGGUCCUUUUGUCCCAGAGCCCAUUUAUGAUGCUGCUCCAAGUGAAAUUCAUGACAGAAUGGAUGGUUUCCAAGAUCAGUUUGAGGAACUGCAGAAAGAGAUGAAAGCCUUGCGUGGGAAAGAACUGUUUGGAAAGAAUGUGCAUGAUCUUUGCCUUGUUCCCAAUGUGAAAGUACCUGCUAAGUUCAAACUGCCUGAAUUUGAGAAGUACAAAGGAAAUUCCUGCCCUCAGGCACAUUUGGUGAUGUAUGUGAGAAAGAUGUCCACUCACACUGAUGAUCAACGUCUGUUGAUCCAUUAUUUCCAAGACAGUUUGACUGGAGCUGCUUCUAAGUGGUAUAUGGGCCUUGAUAGCACCCAUAUUCGCACUUUUAAUGACUUAGCCGAGGCGUUUGUGAAGCAAUACAAGUAUAAUGUGGAUAUGGCUCCUGAUAGGGAUCAAUUGCGAGUUAUGGUGCAGAAAGAGAAAGAAUCCUUCAAGGAAUAUGCUCAGAGAUGGCGUGAGGUUGCCGCCCAAGUGGUUCCUCCGAUGGAAGAAAAAGAGAUGACUAAGAUUUUUCUGAAGACUCUUGGCCCGUUUUAUUAUGAGAAGAUGAUUGCAAGUGCUCCUGUAGACUUCACUGAAAUGGUGGGUAUGGGUGUCAGAUUGGAAGAAGCUGUGCGAGAAGGUCGUUUGGUUCGAAAUGACAAUUCGUCUGGUGGUGCGAAGAAGUACGGUUCUUCAUUUCAAAAGAAGAAAGAAUCAGAUGCUAAUGCUGUUUCUCAUGGGAGGAAUAGUCGAUUCAGGAAUCAAUCUCAACAAGUGGCGUCAGUGACUCCUGUUGUGAAUUCAGUGCCUGUAGCUCCUGUUAAUCAACAACCAGCAAGGCGGAAUCCGUAUCCUCGGAUUAAUAUUGAUCCUAUCCCUAUGACGUACACUGAACUGUAUCCUGCUCUAAUUCAUAAGAAGCUGGUUCAACCAAGGUUACCACCUCCUGUGCCAGAGAAACUCCCUUGGUGGUACAAAGCUGAUGCCACUUGUGCUUUUCAUCAGAAUGCUCCUGGGCAUGAUUUGGAAAACUGUUGGGCCCUGAAGAAUGAGGUUCAAAGAUUGGUCCGUUCUGGAAUGCUCUCUUUCCGUGAUAUUGGUCCAAAUGUGAAGAACAAUCCGUUGCCAACUCAUGAAGCGUCUGCUGUGAAUAUGGUAUAUGGAUGCCCUGGGAAGUAUAAGAUUUAUCAUGUGGAACACAUCAGAGGAUCAUUGGUAGAGAUGCAUGCCACUCUAUGUGAGUAUAGUCAUUAUGAGCAUAAUCAUGCUGCUUGUAGGAUUUGUUCAGUUAAUCCCCGAGGGUGUUACAUUGUGAAAAGAGACUUGCAAGAGAUGAUAGAUCAAAGGCUUAUUGAGAUUCUGAGGGAUAGAGAUGAAGAUGAUGUCAAUGUGAUUGAACCAUGCUUUGAAAUCCCGGAAUGUGUAGAGAUUGGUUAUUAUGGCAAAGCUGCUGUGGAACCUCUUGUGAUAUGUUUGCCUGGAUCUGUACCUUAUAGUUCUGAUAAAGCUGUACCUUACAGAUACAAUGCCACCAUGCUGGAAGCUGGAAAAGAAGCUGAGAUUAAGCCUCUGUCUUCUGUUGAGAAUAUAGCAGAUGUUAGUAGAGUGACUAGAAGUGGACGAGUUUUUACUCAGCCCCAAACAGUUGUGGAUGUCCAGAGGAAUUCUACUCCAGUACCUGUGAACAAUAAUGAUGUGACAAAAGUGAAUGCUGGGUCAUCUUCAGGAAAGGAGAUGGAUGAGAUUUUGAAGCUUAUCAAGAUGAGUGAUUAUAAGAUCGUGGAUCAGUUGCAUCGCACUCCGUACAAGAUUUCUAUAAUGGAACUGUUGGCGAAUUCUCCUGCUCAUAGGGAUUCUCUGAUGAAAAUACUUGAUCAAGCCUUUGUGGAUCAUGAUGUGACGCUGGAUCAGUUUAAUGGGGUUGUGAGCAAUAUCACUGCAUGUAACAAUUUGAGCUUCAGUGAUGAAGAUUUGCCUGAGGAAGGAAGAAAUCAUAAUUUGGCUUUGCAUAUCUCUGUCAAUUGCAAAGAGGAUUCAAUGUCCAAUGUGUUGAUCGAUACUGGAUCAUCUCUGAAUGUCAUGCCAAAGUCCACUCUUGCUAAGCUGUCUUAUGGUGGCACACCAAUGAGAUUUAGCAAUGUGAUCGUCAAGGCUUUUGAUGGGUCGAAGAAAUCAGUGGUCGGAGAGGUUGAUUUGCCUAUUGGUAUUGGACCAUUUGUCUUCAAGAUUACUUUUCAAGUGAUGGAUAUUUUCCCUGCAUACAGUUGCUUAUUGGGACGCCCGUGGAUCCAUGAGGCUGGGGCAGUCACUUCAACUCUUCACCAAAAGUUGAAAUUUGUGAAAGAUGGAAAGAUGGUUGUUGUGAAUGGAGAACAAGCGUUGCUGAUUAGUCAUCUCUCUUCGUUCCGUACCAUAGAAGCUGAAGAAGUGGUCAUUGGAACUGCAUUCCAAGCCCUGUCUGUUAAUGAUGAAAUCAAAAAAGAUGAAGCUUCCAUUGCCUCCUUCAAAGAUGCUCAGCUGGUGGUUCAGAAUGGACAUUCAGGAGUCUGGGGACAAGUGGUGAGUCUUCAAGAGAACAGGAAUAGAGCUGGUCUGGGAUUUUCUGCCUCAGAAAAGUCUGUGAUGAAGCCUGAAUCUGCUUUUCGUCCUUAUCAGGAAAUGUUUCAUAGUGCUGGGUUUCUACACCCGACUCUUCCAGAGGUGAACGCUAUUAUUGAAGAUGAACCAGAGCCAGAAGUGCCAAGCUUUGUGACCCAUGGAAAGAUAAUUAAGAACUGGAUCACCAUUGACAUUCCUGAAUGUACUCAUGUCUCAAAGUAAUUUGCUUUUAUGUUUUU